Hyaena hyaena (striped hyena) is the source of this 306-nucleotide messenger RNA. Its product is annotated as protein CEBPZOS-like. The coding region runs from base 1 to 243 and encodes 80 amino acids. The transcript has a single exon. The record is from RefSeq and is a predicted model, not a curated record. NCBI's taxonomy places the organism in Eukaryota, Metazoa, Chordata, Mammalia, Carnivora, Hyaenidae.
AUGGCCCGCACUACAGAACCGCUGGCAAAGAAGAUCUUUAAAAUAGUUUUAGUAGCUGAAUUUGUGGGCGUUUCUGGAGCAUAUUUUCUGCUUAAUAAGAUGAACACAAGUCAAGAUUUCAAGCAAACAAUGAGCAAAAAAUUCCCCUUCAUCUUGGAAGCUUAUUACAAAUCCAUUGAGCAGUCUGGAAUGUAUGGAGUCAGAGAGCAAGAUGAAGAAAAAUGGCUGAAUAGCAAAAAUUAAGACCAGCCAUCACGUUCAGCCUCCCAUCUAAGCUAUUUGAGACCUUUGUGGGGAAGAAGAAAG